This is a messenger RNA of Procambarus clarkii (red swamp crayfish), 2052 nucleotides long. Lineage: Eukaryota; Metazoa; Arthropoda; Malacostraca; Decapoda; Cambaridae. The record is from RefSeq and is a predicted model, not a curated record.
AUGAUAGAGAAGAUCGUGAAGAAAAGGCUUGUAGAGAAUCUGGAGGGAAAUAGUGUCACUAAGAAGCUGAUAGUGACUCAGGUGCUGACAGUGGGACUAACUGACAGUGACUCAGGUGCUGACAGUGGCACUAACAGUGACUCAGGUGCUGACACUGGCACUAACAGUGACUCAGGUGCUGACACUGGCACUAACAGUGACUCAGGUGCUGACACUGGCACUACCAGUGACUCAGGUGCUGACACUGGCACUAACAGUGACUCAGGUGCUGACACUGGCACUAACAGUGACUCAGGUGCUGACACUGGCACUAACAGUGACUCAGGUGCUGACAGUGGCACUAACAGUGACUCAGGUGCUGACACUGACACUAACAGUGACUCAGGUGCUGACACUGGCACUAACAGUGACUCAGGUGCUGACACUGGCACUACCAGUGACUCAGGUGCUGACACUGGCACUAACAGUGACUCAGGUGCUGACACUGGCACUAACAGUGACUCAGGUGCUGACAGUGGCACUAACAGUGACUCAGGUGCUGACACUGGCACUAACAGUGACUCAGGUGCUGACACUGGCACUAACAGUGACUCAGGUGCUGACACUGGCACUACCAGUGACUCAGGUGCUGACACUGGCUCUAACAGUGACUCAGGUGCUGACUCUGGCACUAACAGUGACUCAGGUGCUGACACUGGCACUACCAGUGACUCAGGUGCUGACACUGGCACUAACAGUGACUCAGGUGCUGACACUAGCACUAACAGUGACUCAUGUGCUGACUCUGGCACUAACAGUGACUCAGGUGCUGACACUGGCACUAACAGUGACUCAGGUGCUGACACUGGCACUAACAGUGACUCAGGUGCUGACACUGGCACUAACAGUGACUCAGGUGCUGACACUGGCACUAACAGUGACUCAGGUGCUGACACUGGCACUAACAGUGACUCAGGUGCUGACAGUGGCACUAACAGUGACUCAGGUGCUGACACUGACACUAACAGUGACUCAGGUGCUGACACUGGCACUAACAGUGACUCAGGUGCUGACACUGGCACUACCAGUGACUCAGGUGCUGACACUGGCACUAACAGUGACUCAGGUGCUGACACUGGCACUAACAGUGACUCAGGUGCUGACACUGGCACUAACAGUGACUCAGGUGCUGACACUGGCACUAACAGUGACUCAGGUGCUGACACUGGCACUAACAGUGACUCAGGUGCUGACACUGGCACUACCAGUGACUCAGGUGCUGACACUGGCUCUAACAGUGACUCAGGUGCUGACUCUGGCACUAACAGUGACUCAGGUGCUGACACUGGCACUACCAGUGACUCAGGUGCUGACACUGGCACUAACAGUGACUCAGGUGCUGACACUAGCACUAACAGUGACUCAUGUGCUGACUCUGGCACUAACAGUGACUCAGGUGCUGACACUGGCACUAACAGUGACUCAGGUGCUGACACUGGCACUAACAGUGACUCAGGUGCUGACACCAGCACUAACAGUGACUCAUGUGCUGACUCUGGCACUAACAGUGACUCAGGUGCUGACACUGGCACUAACAGUGACUCAGGUGCUGACACUGGCACUAACAGUGACUCAGGUGCUGACACUGGCACUAACAGUGACUCAGGUGUUGACUCUGGCACUAACAGUGACUCAGGUGCUGACACUGGCACUAACAGUGACUCAGGCCGCAUGGACUCUAAAUAUCAACAAAGUAGUGUCAAAUACCAGAGUAGUGACAAAUACCAGAGUAGUGUCAAAUACCAGAGUAGUGUCAAAUACCAGAGUAGUGUCAAAUACCAGAGUAGUGACAAAUACCAGAGUAGUGUCAAAUACCAGAGUAGUGUCAAAUACCAGAGUAGUGACAAAUACCAGAGUAGUGACAAAUACCAGAGUAGUGUCAAAUACCAGAGUAGUGUCAAAUACCAGAGUAGUGUCAAAUACCAGAGUAGUGUCAAAUACCAGAGUAGUGACAAAUACCAGAGUAGUGUCAAAUACCAGAGUAGUGUCAAAUACCAGAGUAGUGACAAAUAA